AACCUAUUUUGUUCUUUAGUAAACUAUAUUCAAGAUGCCUUUCCAAAAGCCAGAAAAGACCUCCGCUUACCACUCCCGUUUCCAAACUCCUUUCCGUAGAAGACAAGAAGGUAAGACCGACUACUACCAAAGAAAGAGAUUGGUUACCCAACACAAGGCCAAGUACAACACCCCAAAGUACAGAUUGGUUGUUAGAUUCACUAACAAGGACAUCAUUGCUCAAAUUGUCUCUUCCCAAAUUGUUGGUGACAUUGUCUUGACUGCUGCUUACGCUCAUGAAUUGCCAAGAUACGGUAUUAACCACGGUUUGACUAACUGGGCCGCUGCUUACGCUACCGGUUUGUUGGUUGCCAGAAGAGCUUUGCAAAAGUUGGGCUUGGACGAAACCUACAAGGGUGUCGAAGAAGUUGAAGGUGAAUUCGAACUUACUGAAGCUGUUGAAGAUGCUCCAAGACCAUUCAAGGUUUUCUUGGACAUUGGUUUGCAAAGAACUACCACUGGUGCCAGAAUCUUCGGUGUCUUGAAGGGUGCUUCUGACGGUGGUUUGUACGUUCCUCACUCUCCAAACAGAUUCCCAGGUUGGGAUAUCGAAGGUGAAGAAUUGGACGCUGAAUUGUUGAGAAAGUACAUCUUCGGUGGUCACGUUUCUGAAUACAUGGAAGAAUUGAUGGAUGAUGAUGAAGAAAAGUACAAGUCUAUCUUCAAGAACUACAUCGCUGACGAAGUUGACGCUGAUGAUGUUGAAGAACUUUACUCCGAAGCUCACCAAGCUAUCAGAGAUGACCCAGUCUUCAAGCCAACUGAAAAGAAGUUCACCAAGGAACAAUACGCUGCUGAAUCUAAGAAGUACAGACAAGUUAAGAUCUCCAAGGCUGAAAGAGAAGCUAAGAUUGCCAAGAAGAUUGCUGACUUCCAAGCUUCUAACUAAAUUAUUUAGUUUGCUAUCCUGUAGUAUAUUGAAUAACAAGAUAUCUAAUUAAAAAAAAAAAAAAAAAAAACUGUGUAGACUAA
Molecule: messenger RNA, 1011 nt
Organism: [Candida] anglica
Lineage: Eukaryota; Fungi; Ascomycota; Pichiomycetes; Serinales; Debaryomycetaceae
Source: the annotation of a GenBank genome assembly